UCUGCAGCGCGCAAAGCCCAGAGCGUUGGGCAACUGCGGUUUCCUCUGAGCCCCAGAGCUCAGGCGCCGGGGCCCCAUCUGCUGGGGCAUGGAGGACACGGCUGUGCGGCCCUCGGUGUUUGUGGUGGAAGGACAGACGGACAUCCCGUUCAGGAGGCUGGGGCCCAGCCGCAAGCAAAGGUGCUGCAGCCCUGCCCGGGUGGGCCUCGGGCUCCUGCUGCUGCUCCUGGGGGCUGCACUGGCUGCCCAGGGCUGGUUCUUGCUGCAGCUGUACUGGCGUCUGGAGGAGAUGGUGGCCCGCCUGCCGGACCAAGAUGCAGGGUCCUGGGAGAAGUCCGUACAAGAGCGGAGAUCCCACCAGACCAACCCAGCAGCGCACCUUACAGGAGCCAACUCCAGCUUGACGGGCAGUGGCGGCCCCCUGCUGUGGGAGUCCCAGCUGGGCCUGGCCUUCCUGAGGGGCCUCAGCUACCGCAAUGGGGCCCUGGUGACCACCAAGGCCGGCUACUAUUACAUCUACUCGAAAGUGCAGCUGGGUGGUGUGGGCUGUCCCCAGGGGCUGGCCAGCGGCCUCCCGGUCACCCACGGGCUCUACAAGCGCACGCCCCGCUACCCCGAGGAGCUGGAGCUGCUGGUCAGCCGGCGGUCACCCUGUGGACGGGCAAACAGCUCCCGCGUCUGGUGGGACAGCAGCUUCCUGGGCGGCGUGGUGCACCUGGAGGUGGGAGAGGAGGUGAUCGUCCGGGUGCCCGAUGAGCGUCUGGUCCGCCUGCGCGAUGGUACUCGGUCCUACUUCGGCGCUUUCAUGGUGUGAGGAAGGAGAGAUGCGGAAGGAGACACCUCAGAGGUCCCGCAGUGGACGGGCAAUCUGGCCACGGAGAUCUUGGGGGGGCCUCCCAGGGAGCUCAAAACCUGGCAGGUGGACAGCUGGGUGGACACCUCCUGGGACCAUGAUCUCAACACCUUGAGUGGCUGAAGACCCAGCAGGCCCUUUUGAGGGGCCCGCCCCCCAGCUUCAGACCUUGCCAUGGACGAUUCUACUGACAAAGACCUGGAGCAGGGACACUGGAGACUUGGGGGUCUCUAGACCCUCGAGUGUGACAUCCGGCUGAUUUGCCUGAUAUUCAGGAAGACGGGAUGAGGGACGGGUAUUUAUACUUUUCUUCCCAAAGAAAGUGGGAUUCCAGGGAUUUGGGUUGGAGACUGGCAACCGUGUGGCUCUCCCUACUGUCUGUCACAAGCAGGGCCAGGGGCACGUUUGUCAUCAGGGCCGGUCCACGUGCAGAGCCUGGCCCAGUGCCAUGUACAACCACAGUGAAGCCUCAUGGCUGUGUGGCGUGGACCUUCCCUGGGGACCAUGGUGUACACGGUCCCACCGUGGUGGAUUUCCAGCUGCCGAGGUGGCCUCAGCCCGUUGGCCGUGUCUUGUCACUGCUGGGCACACCCAGCCCACGGGGGUGCCGCUGCCAUGCCCCUGCCACACAGGAAGUGCUUGCUGAGGGUACGAAAGGAGCGAAGGAUGACUCGACAGUCACACCUGCCUUGUCACGGAGAAUCCAUGACCAUCACAGGAAACGGCACACACAGCUCACAGGUGGCACCAAACACCCCCAGCCACCCUCCCAGGGGGUCAGAGGCACAUUUGCUCACGCUCACCACUGUGGACUUCCACACACCAGGUCACUGUCAGAACUGGUGACCCACGUGGGGUCACAAUGACAAACAUCUCAUACACCGGGCCUGAGGGUCCUUCCCAGCCAGGACCGACACAUCCUGGCUUAGGACUAGACCUUGCCUGCGGCCCGAGGGCCCCUCGACCACUGGCCUUUGAAAUAAACAACAAACAGUUGCA
Molecule: messenger RNA, 1852 nt
Organism: Chinchilla lanigera (long-tailed chinchilla)
Lineage: Eukaryota; Metazoa; Chordata; Mammalia; Rodentia; Chinchillidae
Gene: Tnfsf14
Product: tumor necrosis factor (ligand) superfamily, member 14
Exons: 4
Coding region: 89-814 (241 amino acids)
Biological process (GO): immune response
Cellular component (GO): membrane
Molecular function (GO): tumor necrosis factor receptor binding
Source: RefSeq, a predicted model, not a curated record